Molecule: messenger RNA, 5589 nt
Organism: Empidonax traillii (willow flycatcher)
Lineage: Eukaryota; Metazoa; Chordata; Aves; Passeriformes; Tyrannidae
Gene: ARHGEF4
Product: Rho guanine nucleotide exchange factor 4
Exons: 14
Coding region: 9-4145 (1378 amino acids)
Biological process (GO): intracellular signal transduction
Molecular function (GO): protein binding; guanyl-nucleotide exchange factor activity
Source: RefSeq, a predicted model, not a curated record
GUGGUGUGAUGGUCUCUGAGGAAGAGCCCUGCAGAGCACAGACUGCUUUUGAAUUAGAGCAGUUCAGAAAGUCAGGCUUCAGAAAGCCUGAAACAAGAGAUGACCAAGUGUCUAAGGAACAGGAACUCAAAGCACAUCAAGGCGGAGAGGAAGGCUUAUACAUAACUAGUGCAGUUACACUGGAAACGAGCAGCAGUGUAAGCAGUUUGUGCCAGGGAGAUGGUGCUGAUGUUGACCUUCAAGGGCCCAGCAUUGUCUCUGACCAAGCAGUAGGCAGGCAAGGAAAUGAAGGCUGUAAUGGCUCAAAGGAAGAAAUAGGUAUUUGUGAAGGACCUUCUCCUAGGGAAGGAAGGGAGGGCUCUGCUGCAGAAGGCACUGCUAACCACAGCAAAGACAGUGCACUCAGUCUAGAUGUGUCUGAUGUCUUUGAUGAGUCUGUGAACAGGGAGAUCCAUAACACUUGCAUGCUGGGCCUGGAUAAUAUAAGUACCUGCAGCACUAACAGCGAGGAAAUGGAUGACAACUUAUCCCACAUCCUGGGAAGUAACAGCAGUCUCUAUAAAACGGUGCAGAAGCCAACGAAGAAUGAGAACAGUGGGAAAGCUUCCAGAUUUUUAGUAUUCUCAAAAAUGACAUCUUUCAGGAAAACUAAGCCUGCCACAGCAGAAAAUCAGGGAAGUAGCAGUUUCUUUGGCAUCAAGGCAAAGAUAGAAGAGCUGGAAGCUGGGAAAGAUGAUGAAGACAAUGCAAGUUUACUGUCUUUCAAAAGCUGUCCAUCUGGUUUAGUCUUCCACAGGAAGGAAAGUUACACCUCUGAGUACUCUGAUGAUGAUGAUUUAUUCUAUGAGAGACCUUCAGGAUUAUUCAACAGAUUGAGCCUGAGGAAGGCCUCUGGCUCUGGUCGGAUACUGAUGGAAGACGCAGAUACGAAUUCAGCUUCUCCCUGUGUGGGACCUGGCAAAUAUGCAGAUCGACAAGUUUCAGGUUCAUCUGAAAACAAUGACGGUGAACCUGUGGAGCACUCCGGGAUUAGAAAAUCAUUCCCUGAAAACGAAUGCAAAAGGAACAAAACCCCUGAGGGCAAGAAGUUCAAGACAAGGUUGGCCUUGGCACACAAAUCCCUCUCAAGCUUAUUUGAGUCCAGAUCUACAGAAAAGGAAAACACUGAGCAGAGUUCGAGAGUAGCACUGAAAAAUGAAAAGGAGAAAGCCAAACUUCGCCAGAGCACCUGGAAAGCUUUUCUAAAAAGCAAGGAGGCAGAUGGACUGAAAAGGCCUGUCUUAGCAAGUUUAUCACCGACACAGGAGGGUCUGAGUGCAACGGGUGGCCGUGUGGUGAGAACAUCCGGAGAGCGACAGGGUAGUUCCAAUGGACACACUUUUUUUAAAAGAGAAGCAGAUAAUGGCUCCAACUAUUUUGACAGCUCUGUGGAACCUCUUGAUGUCUCUUCACCUGCAGGUAUGUGGAGAAGACGAAUACAGUCCCAUGACUUGGGCAUUAAAUACUCACAGAGUUCUGACUGCGAUGAACAGCAGGAGGUUCUCAGCAACAGUUUAAAUACUUCCCUAGAGGAAUACUGGAUGAAAUCUCCAUUUAGCCCCGCUGACUUGCAGUUGGCAUUUAGUCAGUCAAGUCCAUCGUGUCCCCACCUCUCAAAUUCCGAUGGUAAAGACAUGCCUUGUAGGCCCAUGAGUCCCAAACCACAGAGUCCACGAUCCACUUCUCACCACAAGACCUUCCGUUAUCCUGGAAGGGUGUGUGCCACUUCCAUGAUUUCUCUUGGGAACAGCUCUGGAGUUGAAAGCUGUUUGGAGGCUCCUGAGAGACCAAAGACAUUGAAACCCAGGGGUAGUCUCUUAUUUUCUGUGCACUCACUGGACACCGAAUACCAGAGGGAUGACAGUGGCAUAAGCAGCCAAUCCCAGAUCAGCUUAAAUACAGCCUCUUCCAUUAGUGACAUGCUCCAAGAUGAGUGCUGUGCCAAACUGCACUGGAUCAGCUUGCCCUGGCCACCUCUGGCUGCCACUUUGGAGUGUAGACAGCAAUGUCAAACGGCGCCUGAAAAGAGGCCAAAUAAGAAAUGGGUUCCCCAUCGCAAAAGGAGGCCCCCCCGGGUCCCACCAUCCCCCCGCCCUGACUCCACCCUGGAGAGCAAAGCCUGGAGGCUUUCCUUCCUUGCUCCAGAUGAAAAAGCCAAGGAGAUUCCAGAGAGGAGGAGGAAGAGACCGAAACCCCUCUAUAAGUGUUUCAGCUUCGAUGAUGUUUGGAUGGAGAAGAACCAAAAAAGGAAGCUAGAGAAGGAGACACGGCCAGAGAGAGGGGCUCAAGUGCAGCGUCUCCCGGGGGACCCAUUAAAAGCUGGAAGAAGUCCAUCCAUCACAUCUCCUGUUGCCUUUGACAUGCUGCCACUGAAACUGCAUCCAUUUUCCCAGAGCACUCCGACAGGCUUGGACUGUGUGGGCUGGAAACGGCGCAUCUCUGCUCCCGUGAUCGCUGACGGGGCCCUGGAUAAGACAGCUCUGACGGACGAUGUGGGGAGCGAGGAGGACCUGUACGAGGAUUUCCGGAGCUCCAACCACCGCUACGGCCACCCCGGGGGCGGCGGGGAGCAGCUGGCCAUCAACGAGCUCAUCAGCGAUGGCAGCGUGGUGUACGCAGAAGCCCUGUGGGACCAUGUCACCAUGGACGACCAGGAGCUGGGAUUCAAGGCCGGCGAUGUCAUUGAAGUGAUGGACGCGACCAACAAGGAGUGGUGGUGGGGGAGGAUCCUGGACAGCGAAGGCUGGUUUCCAGCCAGCUUUGUUCGGCUGCGAGUGAACCAGGAUGAGCCCAUGGAAGAUUAUCCCCUGAAGGUGGAGGGGGGCAGAGAGGACGACUCCCGGCGCUUCGGGAUGGGCCAGACCACCAAAGACCAAAUGAGGACCAACGUCAUCAAUGAGAUCAUAAGCACAGAGAGAGACUACAUCAAGCACCUGAAGGACAUUUGCGAGGGCUACAUUAAGCAGUGCCGCAAGAGAGCUGACAUGUUUACAGAAGAACAGCUGAAGACAAUCUUUGGGAAUAUUGAGGACAUCUACAGGUGCCAGAAGAAAUUUGUUAAAGCAUUAGAGAAGAAAUUUAACAAGGACCACCCACAUUUGAGUGAGGUUGGCUCAUGCUUCUUGGAAUAUCAAACAGAGUUUCAGAUCUACUCUGAGUACUGCAACAACCACCCCAACGCCUGCAUGGAGCUGUCCCGCCUCACCAAGGUCAACAAGUACGUUUACUUCUUCGAGGCCUGCCGGCUGCUGCAGAAGAUGAUCGACAUCUCCCUGGACGGGUUCCUGCUGACCCCCGUGCAGAAGAUCUGCAAGUACCCACUGCAGCUGGCUGAGCUGCUCAAGUAUACCAACCCCCAGCACAGGGAUUUCAAAGAUGUCGAGGCUGCCUUGAACGCCAUGAAAAACGUCGCCCAGCUCAUCAACGAGAGGAAGCGGCGGCUGGAGAACAUCGACAAAAUUGCUCAGUGGCAGAGUUCCAUAGAGGACUGGGAGGGUGAAGAUGUCCUGGUCAGGAGCUCAGAACUCAUCUAUUCCGGGGAAUUAGCCAAAAUCUCCCACCCUCAAGCCAAGAGCCAACAGAGGAUGUUCUUCCUCUUCGAUCACCAGCUUGUCUGCUGCAAGAAGGACCUUCUGCGCCGGGACAUCCUGUAUUAUAAGAGUCGGAUCAACAUGGAUGACAUGGAAAUACUGGAUGUAGAAGAUGGCAAGGACAAGGACUUCAAUAUCAGUGUAAAAAAUGCAUUUAAGCUGCACUGCCGAGACACUGAGGAAGUCCACUUGUUCUGUGCAAAGAAGCCUGAGCAGAAGCAGCGCUGGCUGAAGGCGUUUGAGAACGAAAGGAGGCAGGUGCAGCUCGACCAGGAGACAGGUUUUUCAAUCACCGAGGUGCAGAAGAAGCAGGCCAUGCUGAAUGCCAGCAAGCAGCACCACGCUGGGAAACCCAAGGCUGUCACCAGGCCCUACUACGACUUCCUGAUGCGGCAGAAGCAUCCCACCCUGCCCACCACGCUCCCUCAGCAGCAGGUCUUCAUGCUGGCAGAGCCCAAGCGCAAGCCCUCGAACUUCUGGCAGAACAUCAGCAGGCUGACGCCCUUCCGGAAAUAGGGGCAGCCCCGCGUUUGUGCCUGAACCCCUUCUGAGAAAGCACUUUAUCCGUCAGUCCUGGGAGGUGGAGCCCAGGUUCUUCCAAUCCUUUGUUUACAGAGGAUGGCACAUGUGCUCCUGCCUUCCCUAUUUAUUUUGCAGCCCGACUGACCGCCCUGGCUCCGGGGUGAGACACUGCGUGUGCAUUUGUGCCAGUGCCGCGGAGCCAGCCUCGCACAGCGCCCACGAGGCGGAGCUCCAGGAGGAGCUCACAGGAGGGAGCCUGACGUGCUUCAGCUGAAGAGAUUUUGCUUGUCAGCUGUACUUGGACUCACUCCUUCCCACUGUGCCCACCACUGCUGUCUGGCAGCUGUCAGAGGGGGUGGCAGCUGACAGACCCACUGCCGUGCUCAGAACAACAGUUCAGAGUCACUGACAUGACACACUGGCCGUGCAGGGACAAACAGCCCUUCUGCUCUGCCCCUGCCCCACGUUUCUCAGAGACAUGACCCUCCUACACAGGCCCAACUAACUCAGCCUCUGCAGGCCCUCAGACAGACACAGUGAGUACAGCACUGUGACCUCUCCUCUCCUCUAGUCCCAACACCACUGGUGAACGGUAUCGUACAUUAAACUGUGCCAACCUGCAGCAUGAGUCAAGUUCAAGAAUCUCUCUAGUGGGUUUGAGUUACAUAAGUUAGAGAAAAAUGUGCCUAAUUAAUACCGUACUCAAUUCCUUAGAUUCUCGUCUCUCCAUCGUUCUGCCAUAUUUCCUGGCCAAUGAAAAUGCUCAUUGUUUGUAAUGUGUUUAUUUAUGGUAAAAAUCAGAACUGUGUAUUUUGUAAGUCUGUAAUUGUUCUUGUCAGAUGUUGUUAACUUGAUGCCUGUUUUGUCUAAUUUUUCUUUUUUUUUUUUUUUUUUUAAAAAAAAGGUCAAUAUUUGCAAACCCGGCUCCCAGAAGUCAGAGUCUGCUGUUCAACUCUGAAACGCGAUUGUUAUGCAAACUCCCACAGACCUUCACAUUCAAGGCGUGUUACUGACACCUUUAAAAAAAUGGAAACCCGCUUUUUCAAAAGGCCUAAAUUUGGCAUAAGGAGCCUCCUUUAAGUACCCAAGUUUAAAACCGUGGCCAAAAAGAAUUAAUUUAAACCUUGGUUAGCAAAAGGAAAGAUUUGCCUUACCAUAGUGAGAGUUAGAAGCCAUACUGACUGAAUUCCCUAGCUUAGGAGACAUCCCGUGACAGUGGAAGGAAAACUCCUCCUCAUUCCAACUCAGCACUAGUGUGAGUGAGCACUAAGUGUCUGCAGAGCUCAGAAAUCCAGUGUUUAUUGAUGCUGUAGCUGACCAAAGUCUGGUCAUCCAGGGAUAUCUGAAUUCAGUAGCAUGUACAAAGUCCUUCUUGCACUAUAUCUUCCCCCCAGACCAGGGGCAACAUUUAAUUUCAUAAAGAAACUUGUAAAAGUGA